This is a messenger RNA of Cannabis sativa, 2624 nucleotides long. RefSeq lists its product as uncharacterized. Lineage: Eukaryota; Viridiplantae; Streptophyta; Magnoliopsida; Rosales; Cannabaceae. Gene Ontology annotation, molecular function: S-adenosylmethionine-dependent methyltransferase activity. The record is from RefSeq and is a predicted model, not a curated record. The transcript is spliced from 16 exons. Bases 88 to 2352 code for a protein of 754 amino acids.
AUUAAAAAUUAUUAUUAUUUCAAUUGGGAUGGACUAAACCCCUGCAAAAACCCUAAUCCAGAAAAGAAGAAGAAGAGAAGAGUGAAAAUGGGGAAGAAGAAGAAAGAACAGUUAGGGAAUCUACUAGACACCUUAGGAGACUUCACAAGCAAGGAAAAUUGGGAUGAAUUCUUCAAAAUCCGAAGCUCAGACGAACCAUUCGAGUGGUACGCAGACUGGUCCCAACUCAAAACCCCACUCAUUUCCCACUUCUCUCAAAACCCCCAAAUUCUCGUCCCCGGUUGCGGAAAUUCCAGGCUCUCCGAGCACCUAUACGAUGCUGGGUUCAAUCAAAUCACCAAUGUCGAUUUCUCUAAGGUUGUUAUCUCCGAUAUGUUGCGUCGCAAUGUUCGCCAACGACCUGGUAUGCUUUGGCGCGUUAUGGACAUUACCAAAAUGCAGUUUGAAGAUGCAAUCUUUGAUGUUGUAGUCGAUAAAGGUGGUUUGGAUGCUUUGAUGGAACCAGAAUUGGGUCCUGAUUUAGGGAAACAAUAUUUAUCAGAGGUUAAAAGGGUGUUAAAAAUUGGUGGGAAGUUUAUUUGCCUUACUUUGGCAGAGGCUCAUGUUCUUGGUUUGCUUUUCUCUACAUUUCGCUUUGGAUGGAAAAUGAGUAUCCAUGUCAUACCUCAAAAACCAUCUAGCAAGCCUAGCCUUCAAACAUUUAUGGCGGUUGUGGAAAAAGAGUCAUCAAGUAUGCUGCAUGAGAUAAUGUCAUCAUUCGAUAAUUCCUCUCUUGUUUGUAGUGGAGAUCAGGCCCGUGGUCUCUUUGAGGCUCUUGAGAGUGAGAAUCAAAUUCGUAGAGGGAACUCUAGUGGUUCUGAUAUCUCAUUUUCUCUUGAAGGCUUGCAACUUGAAGAUAAGCCGGAUUUGUCAAAGCUCAGUGAAGGCCGUCGGUUGCAGCUUACAUUGGGAAGACAAGGGAGCUCCUGCUUCAUUUAUAAAGCUGUUCUUCUCGACUCUCAGUCUCAGUCUGGCUCAUUUCAAUACCAUUGUGGGGUUUUUAUUGUACCUAAGACUCGGAGUCGUGAAUGGUUAUUCUCCUCAGAAGAAGGACAAUGGAUGGUUGUUGAAAGUGCAAAGGCAGCUCGUCUCAUAAUGGUUUUAUUGGACAGUAGCCACGCCAAUGCCAGCAUGGAGGAUAUUCAGAAGGAUUUGUCUCCCCUGGUUAGACAAUUGGCACCUUCUGAAGAUGAUGUUGGAGCUCAAAUUCCGUUCUUGACGGCGGGAGAUGGGAUCAAGCAACGAAAUGUUGUUAAUCAGGUCACAUCUUCAUUCACUGGGCCAAUAAUUGUUGAGGAUGUGGUAUAUGAAAAUGUCGAUGAUGAUGUUAGUCGCAUUUUUCCAACCAAAGAUUUGAUAUUUCGACGUCUUGUUUUUCAAAGAAGUGAGAGUCUAGUGCAGUCUGAAGCUUUACUAACAAAGGAAAGUUCUCAUAAAACUGUUGGUGACAGUGAAAGGAAGAAACCCGUCUCAUCUUCCAAAUCUAAGAAAAGAGGAACUCAGAGAAAAACUGGUGAAUCAUUCAACCAGCUGAAGGUUUAUCAUGGCUAUCUGGCUAGUUCUUAUCAUACCGGGAUUCUUUCUGGAUUUGUGUUGAUUUCUUCUUACAUGGAAAGUGUGGCAUCUAGUAACACAUCAGCUAAAGCAGUUAUUAUUGGUCUUGGAGCCGGUUUGCUUCCUAUGUUCCUUCAUGGAUGCAUGCCCUUUUUGCACGUUGAGGUGGUGGAGUUAGAUCCAGUGGUUCUUGAUCUUGCAAAGGGCUACUUUGGUUUUACCGAAGAGGAACAUUUGCAGGUACAUAUUGCAGAUGGUAUCCAAUUUAUUAGAGACAGUAAUGUGGUUUCUAAUUCUGGAAAUGAUGAUGCUGCUUCUAAUGGAAUUUGCACGACAUCUCAUGGAAAAGGCGGUGUGAAUAAUACAAAGGUGGACAUAAUCAUCAUUGAUGUUGACUCUGCAGAUUCAAGCUCUGGUAUGACUUGCCCGGCUGCGGAUUUUGUAGAACACUCAUUUCUACAGACUGUAAAGAAGAAUCUUUCUGAAAAUGGUCUAUUUGUUAUUAAUUUGGUUGCGCGGUCCCAAGCUAUUAAGGACCAAGUUAUUUCGAGGAUGAAAGAGGUCUUCAACCAUCUGUUCUGCCUCAAAGGCGAAGAAGAUGUUAAUGAAGUUAUUUUCGGUCUUUGUUCAGAGUCCUCCAUUGAAGAGGAUUGCCUACCAAAAGCUGCCUGUCGACUCGAGAAAUUGUUGAAGUUGAAACACCCUGAGAUGAGCCAAAGUUUGAUUGAUGCUGCAAGUAAAAUUAGAAGAUUGAAGUGAAUUACAUCUCUCAAAAGUUCUACUUUUCGGGUUGAAAUCUCUGGUUGCUAGUCCCCCAAUGAAAAUUAUAAAGGGAAAAAAGAGCAUCGUAUUUGGCUCCAAAUAAUGCUGCAGCAAAUGAGAAAAUAUGUUUAGAUUAAACAAAAAUGGUUUGUCAUAUUAGGAAAAAUAUUUAAACAUUUUCUUUUGUCACCCAUGUUAAUCUCAACCUUUAUUAUUACGAUUUUUAUUGAGUAAUGAUAUGUGCACCAAAUUAUGGUGUUUAGGGUUUA